Helianthus annuus (common sunflower) is the source of this 758-nucleotide messenger RNA. RefSeq names its product protein TIFY 10A. Lineage: Eukaryota; Viridiplantae; Streptophyta; Magnoliopsida; Asterales; Asteraceae. The record is from RefSeq and is a predicted model, not a curated record. The transcript is spliced from 2 exons. Gene Ontology annotation, cellular component: nucleus. Gene Ontology annotation, biological process: response to wounding; regulation of jasmonic acid mediated signaling pathway; regulation of defense response. The coding region runs from base 78 to 677 and encodes 199 amino acids.
CCACCUGAAUCUCAUCCCAUUGCAUUCUUCUUCCUCAUUCUCACAACUCUAGAGCAAUUUCAGUACAUUAAUCAACUAUGUUGGCUGCUAAAAACUGUUUUUCCGACACCCGCAAAGACAAGUCUAGUUUCGCGAAGACUUGUAAUCGAUUGAGUUCGUUUCUGAAAGAGAAAGGAAGUUUAAGCGAUUUCGGAAUCAAUACAACUUUUGACGUCAAAGGGAAACCGGAAACGAGCAAGACGACUGUUGAUUUGUUAAGUAACAUAGACAGUCCGGUCAACACGUCGAACAAAUCUAUUAAUCAUCUUCCUCAAUACGUUACCGUUGAUUCAUUCUGUAAACCGGAUGAUUCAACAAACAAAGAUGUUUCUGAUGAAGUGAUGACUAUUUUAUACAGAGGACAAAUAUUGGUGUUUGAUUGUAUUUCUGCAGAUAAAGCCAGAAAUAUGAUGUUAGCAGCUACUGCUACUGCUUCUUCUUCUUUUGAAGAAGAUUUUGGAUCGCGAUACGGGCUUCUUCCAGAACUACAAAUGAACGGAUCGGAUUUGCCAAUAGCGAGACGCUUGUCGCUUCACAAGUUCUUAUCGAAGAGGAAAGACAGAGCGACCGAAAGAGCUCCUUACCAGUUACCGAAUGCAGCUCCGCGUUUGAAUCAUAUGUUUGAUCUGAAUCUGUAGUUAUAUAUAGAUCAGUAGAAAUCUGUUUGUAGUUCUAGUAUGUAAAUCUAUGGAUUAUCAAGCUCAUUCAGUUUUUCUGUU